This is a messenger RNA of Cryptomeria japonica (Japanese cedar), 2103 nucleotides long. RefSeq names its product probable disease resistance protein At1g61300. Lineage: Eukaryota; Viridiplantae; Streptophyta; Pinopsida; Cupressales; Cupressaceae. The record is from RefSeq and is a predicted model, not a curated record. The coding region runs from base 1 to 2103 and encodes 700 amino acids. The transcript has 4 exons. Gene Ontology annotation, molecular function: ADP binding.
AUGGAGGAUAAAGAUGAUAGAGUUUGGAAGGGUGCUAGAGAUAUGGCUGGCAAAUUAGAAAAAUGGGAUAAGGUUGAGUUGAUACUAAAUGAUCUUGACGAAAAACUAUCUCAAAGGGUUGAGAGAAAUGCAAUUGAGGAGUUGAACGAGAACCAAGAGGAACUAAUGAGGAAACUUGAGGAAAUGUCUAUGUUGAGCCACGAGAUGGGACUAUAUAAUUUGGCCUCCUUGCAUGCUAUUCAAAAUAAAAUUUAUCACACGAAGUUGAAGGCUUCAUGUAAGGCCCAGCUGGAAGAGCUGGAGACGUGGCUGCUCAAAGAUGAUUCUGUUCGUGUUGUUGGAGUCUAUGGAAUGCCCGGCGUGGGAAAAACGUUCAUGCUCAAACACAUCAACAAUAACGAAAAGGUAGUCAAUUUCUUUGAGCUUGUAAUUUGGGUUACUCUGUCCAGAGACUCCGAUAUAUCUGAUCUUCAGAGGCGCAUUUGUGAGAGAAUUGAAUUGCCUUGGCGAUCCAAUUCGAGCAUUGACGAAGCCGAAGAGUUCUUGCAUUCGGUUUUCAAGGAGAAGCCACUGCUGCUCAUUUUGGACGAUGUGUGGAAAAGAAUAGAUGUUUCCAAAUUGGGAAUUUCUCCUUUUGGUAAUAAAAUAAAAAUUGUACUGGCUUCUAGAGAUAAAGAGGUGUGCAGGAGCAUGAAAGCAGACAAGAUGAUUGCAAUGAAGCAACUGUCGGAGGAAGAUGGAGCCUUCCCAGCCGGCGAGGAUCAGAAUAUGGAUAGCGAGAUUGAGCCCUUGGCCAGAAGCAUUGCAAGGGAAUGUAAAGGACAUCCCCUAGCCAUUAAGACGCUUGCUCGGACAGUGCCAGAUCUUCAGAACAGUACGCCGUCUGAAUGGGUAUAUGUUCUCAAGCAGCUAAAGGCGAUCGAUCCAGAGUUUUAUCGCAUUCAUCGAGAGAUUGUGGAGGAAUUAUUCAAGCGGCUGAAGCAGAGCUACGAUGCUCUGGAAUCGGAUGAGCUCAGGCUUUGUUUCCUGUACUUGGCCGCCUACAGAGAAGACGAGGAAAUCGACGCGGAUGAAUUGAUACAAUUGUGGCUGGCUGAGGGUCUGGUGAAAAGCAGAGAAGAGGGGCGCCACGGGUUUCUCGGGACCUUGGCGAACCGAUGUUUGGUUGACAUUGAGGUUAGAGAGGCAAACGGGCAUCAAAUAUGGAAAGUGAAAAUCCACGAUGUGCUCAGAGAUAUGGCGGUACACGUUCCUGAGGUCGAGCAGAAUAUUCUGUUCCGUGCAGGUCAGAGUUUAACAGAGUUUCCAAAGUCUGCAAUCGCAACAUCGGUAAGGAUAUCACUGAUGCAUAACCUCUAUCUGCAAUUCCAAAGUCUGUUGUUGAGCUGGAACACAGUUGAGGAGGUCCCAGAGAGCUUUCUGGAGAAGCUGAAUAUGUUGAAGCUGAGUAGACUGCAGUUUCUAGAUCUUUCUUUCUCCUCUCUGAAGAAUAUUCCGUCCAUGAUAAAAAAGCUGAAAAGUCUCCAAACUCUCAAUUUAGCCCACUGUUAUGAUUUGGAGUUCGUUUCAGGCGACAUAUCACACCUUACUAGUUUGGAAGAGCUUGACUUGUGGAAGUCGACAAUGUUUGGAAAUUCACGGGAUGUAAGAGGAGGAGGAGAAUCAAGGGAGGCCUCAUUGCAAGAGCUGAAGUCUUCUCAAAUACUGCUCACUCUUUCCGGAUUAGGGUUAGCAAGACUGUCCAAUUUGAAUGAAAUAGAUAUUGAGGAAUGCCUUCUGCUCACGGAGUUGGGAGAAUAUUUUGGGAGGAAAGGUUGCUUUCCGAGGCUGUGCAAGCUCGCACUGUGGAUGUUACCUUUUCUGGAGAGUGUGUGUAGUUUCGUCGAAGAAGGGGCUCUUCCCAUGUUGCAGACUUUGACUAUAUUCCAUUGUAUGAAAGUUAAAGUACUGCCACAGGAUCUAGAUAAUCUCAAUUCUCUGGAACAGAUCAAAGAAGAGAAAGAAUGGUGGAAUGAAAUUAGCUGGCGAAAUGAAGAGAUGAAGCAGCAUCUUCAUGAUAAGUACGUGGAAAUCGUGGAAAUCCAUGAUAAAUAUCAUGCUUAG